AACAUUUCAAGUUUUACCAUCACUGAUGAACACUCUCUUGCCUUGGGGUCUCUCUUCCACCACUUGCACGCUUCUCUUAACUGAAAUUCAAGUUUUUGUUUUUCUCACCAACAAAUAACUGCGCACCCAGCAAAGGUAUGUUAAGUUUGACUUGCCGUUUCAAAAAUCAGUAACGAAAACGGCAUCAGCCACUACGGAUUGGAAUUUUUUAGUUCGUUUGAAAUUGUUUUUGAUAAGGAAAAAUAAAAGUGAGACAGCACACACAGUGUUAAAAGAAACAGAAAAAGAAGAAUCAUUUUGAGUGAAAGAAGAUGAGUUAGAAUGCUCGUUAAGAAUAAAACAAAGUAAACAUCACCAUCAUCGGUGUGAACCAGAAAGAGGUGUUUGAUAACAAAAAAAAAAAGAAAAAUUAGAUAAUAAAUCAGAAAACCAGUGAAAAAAGGAAGAAAAGAUUGUGAAUGAAGCAAAGAAGAAAAACCCCAACCAAAAACGCCCUUUCCUAGGUGUAUCAAGCAACAACAAAUACAACAAAAAAGUUAUAGAGAAGUGGUUGAAGUUAGAAAACCAGACCAGAAGAUUCCCACGACAGACGGCAAGCAGCCAAGCUGCUCAGUGUUCGGCUUACGUUAGGAGGACGACAAAAGAAAUAAUAAAAAGAGCAUCGUUUUUUUAUUUAUGAAUGGAUGAGUGAAUGGCAUCCCAAAAAAAGUUGGAAAUUUGCGUUUGAAAUUUGUUAUUUAAUUUUUGUAAGUGUUUGUGUUAUCAGUUUCGAAAUUUCGCCUGUCAAACGUAAGAAACCAAAAUUAAUUCAAAAAACGAAGGAAAUUCAAAAAGAAAAAACAUAACUGCAAAAUAGUGUGUGAAAAAAGUGAUUUUGUGUAAAAUUGUUAACCCAUUUACCGGCAUUUGCACCACCCUCACGAAGUGUGUGGUACACGUUCGGCGCGGUCCGUGUUAGGAAAAAUCAAUUCGAGUUGUCGUGCAAUUUACGUUCGUUUUGUAUUCGUUGUAAUGUGUCCGUACUUACCGUAAUUUCCAAGUUGUAAACGUUUUCAUUUAAAGAAAAGCGACCGAAAGAGAGAAGGAGAGCCAGAGAGAGAGCGCAGUACUUAAUAACCGCUUGUGAAAAAUUGAUGUGGGACUUAAAUGCUCGUCGACAAUGGAUAGUAGCACAGAUAAAAAGCACGAGCAAGACCCUCCACCGACGACGGCUGAAGGAGUCAAUGCCGGCAAUCAACCACCACUAUCACCGGAAAAUACGCAACAUGCUCCUGUUCCAGCAAAGCGCAAACGUCGUAUAGUACGAACAGCUGUUGAGUCAUCUACCACCACGACUAGCAGCACAUUGUCCGGACAACCACAUGUUAGCAGCCAAGGCCAGAGGGAUGUGGAGGACACGACUACUGUUGGUGGCCCAAAUAUUGCCACUGUCAGCGAUCAGGUGUUUGGGUCAGAGCUGCACGAAUCAUCCACCAUUACCAGGACUUUUAAGAAGACAAUAAAGCAAUCCCAGGAAUUUAUGCAUUCAUCCUCCAGUUCCCGUGAGUAUUUGGUUGAGGAGGCCUCGGAACGGCUGACAACACCACCUCAAACGCCUCAACGCCUGAAGAAGAAAGUGGCCUUGUAUGAGAAGGUGUGGUCGUCAGGAAGUGGAAGCGGUACGGAACUCAAUCUUCCCAUGGACACUUCAGUGCCUAGUGGCCAAGAGAUGCCCACCAGCGAUGACAAUCCCUUUGACAUAGAUGUGUUCGAGAUUGAGAAGCGCCUACGUGAGGAACGCAGACGUGGUUUGGCUGAGGCCGAAGCAGCUAAGCAGGCCUUUCAGCAAAUACAACUUCGCUCCACGCCUCAGCCCAAGCCGCGCAAAGUAGAGGUGCAGGAAGACCAAUUGGCAAGUCCAUUCAAUGUUACCCUGAAGACAACCAGUAAGAUUACGCCUGGCGCGGUAACUGGUCGCAUUGAAUUGGAGGAACACUCCAGUUCCUCGAGUCCCUUCAAUGUCACGUUACGCACAACUCAAAGAUAUCGACGCCAUCCGCCACCUCCAAUGGAACCCUUCGAGAGUCCUUUCAAUGUUACGCUACGCACUACAACCAGACAUCAUUCCUCGAUAACGCCACCCUCUUCGGCAUCGUCCUGUUCUUUGAGUCCUCUUAGUCCAGACGGCAAGUUGGCUUCGGCGAGAUUUUUAGAGGGCGAAAGAACCGUUCGUGAGGUGAAGUCAGCAGAUGGUGUCACCACCAUUGUCACCUCUUCCAUGACAUCGGAUGGCCGCAAGCAUGAGGAGAAAAUCUUCCGUCAUGGCGAAGGUUACCUAUCGCCACGCAAUUCACCACAUCGCGAGAUGAGAGCCUCGACUCCUUCUCGCUCGGUGGAUAUGAUGGCCGGUGGUCGCCGUAUCUGCAUCAAAUUGGAACAGGAGGAACAGCAAAUGGAAAUGACAAGCAGCUACAGUGAAUCCUUUGAUCAAACUGACUCACUUUCGGCCAAACGACGUCUAUUCGAGCCUUCCGUGAGCUCAGGAACGGUUUCUGUGGAAACACCUGCUAACAUUGACAUUAUUGUGGGCAAAGGCACUCUGAGCCACCCCCAACAGCUGCAGCAGCAAUUUCACGUGGAAACCACCAAGCAAACAGAACAAAUGCCAUGGCAAACGCAACAACAACAACACCACCACUACCACCCUUCGAGCCCCUCGACCUUAACUGCCAAGACUACGACAAAAAUAACAACUACUUCCCAUCAACACCAGACCAGCAGCAGCAGAAGCAGCAGCAGUCGUCGCAGUGAAUCACAAUACGAAUCCUUUGAGACCGUUCCGGGCAGAAAGACGACUAGUCUUACGAAAACGAUACAAUCGCAAGGUUCUUCGCCCUCAGAAGAAUCUCAACGUGGAUUUGUAAAAAGAGAAGUAUCCACCCAAGCAACGACACCGCCAGCACCUGCAUCCGACCCAUCACGGAUUGGUUAUUCCCCCACAUCACCCCGACAGCAGAAACCGCACAAAUAUUUCUUUGGUGAGACGUUGGACGUUGAACGUCAGAGUGCGCACACUACGAGUAGUACAGCCGCGGGUGGCGAUUUAGUUAAGAAACGUUUAGAGCUCCUGAAUUACGGUCGCGACGGUCUCGGUCACGGUAGUGGCGAAUUUGCCCACAAAGCGUCGUACCAGCAUCAAUCGGCUGAAAUAUCGGACGAUUCGGAUACUGAGGGUGCCGCUGCUAGCAGCAUUGUUAUAGUGCCAGCACGGUCUGCCGCCACGUCCGAUUUGGAAUCAAGUGCCAUAACGACAACAGUCCAUUCCCAACAAACGCAUUCCACAACGGCUAGUGUCCCUAGCCAGGGUACUUUGUCCAAGAGUCUGCCCUUGCCGCAGACUCAACAUCCUCAAAGUACCGUUCACAACACCUCCGCUACAGCAGCAGCAACAACUACUACACAUUCCACAAACGAAUACCAGGAAUUCCAAUCCACUAUGGCAGCAAUCAAUUUUGCCCGUAGUAAUUCACAAUACGAUUCACACAUCAAGGAGAAACGAGAGGAACAAGAACGUGUUCAAAAGAAAACAUUCACUAAUUGGAUUAAUUCAUACCUCUCGAAGCGUGUUCCACCGCUUCGAGUUGAUGAUUUAAUCAAUGAUCUGCGCGAUGGCACCAAACUGAUAGCACUUCUCGAAGUGUUGUCCGGUGAGAAAUUGCCCGUUGAAAAGGGUCGAGUUCUGAGACGUCCACACUUCCUCAGCAAUGCCAAUACCGCCCUGCAAUUCUUGGCCAGCAAACGUAUCAAGUUGGUUAAUAUCAAUCCGGCCGAUUUGGUGGAUGGGAGACCACCAGUCGUUUUGGGUUUGAUAUGGACAAUCAUUUUGUACUUCCAGAUCGAAGAGAAUAGCCGCAACCUCGAAUAUUUGGGUCAUGGUAUCAGUGGUUCGGUUAGUUCUCUGGACAGUGUUGGCAAGAAUGCCAGCGAUGUCAAGGCCGAGAAAUGGAAGCAGGGAGCCCGUAAGACUUUACUUAACUGGGUAACCAAUGCUCUGCCAAAAGAGAGCGGUGUAGAGGUUAAGGAUUUCGGCGCCAGUUGGAGAGAUGGUGUCGCCUUCCUGGCCCUCAUCGAUGCCAUUAAGGCUAAUCUGGUUAAUUUGGCUGAACUGAAGAAGACAAGCAACCGUCAACGUCUCGAAACUGCUUUCGAUGUGGCCGAAAGCAAAUUGGGCAUUGCCAAGUUGCUUGAUGCUGAGGAUGUGGAUGUACCCAAGCCCGAUGAAAAGAGUAUUAUGACUUAUGUGGCUCAAUUCUUGCACAAGUAUCCCGAACCAAAGGGUGCUAACAAGGAUCUGUCACAUAUCCAUCAAGAACUGGACGAGCUGAGACGUUUCUUGGUGGAGAAAACCACGGAAUAUGAGCCCAUGGUCCUGGGCAAUUCGUUCCCGCGAGACUUUGCCGAAUAUCUGAUUGCUCGCUCCGAGGUUGAUGCCCACAUACCAACCUACAAUCGCUUGAAGCAAUUGGUGGAAUCACAAAGUGGUUUCCUCCAGGUGCCCAAACACACCUGGGAAGACAUUAACAGCCUGUGGCAACGCGUCCAAUAUCAAAUGAUGUACUGGUUGUGGCUCCUGGAUUCAGAGCUACCCGGUGACUUUGGUGAGGUUGGCAAAUGGCUGGCUGAGGCUGAGAAAAUUCUGAUGGACAAUGAUAUCCCCAGUUCCAUGAAUGAAGAAACGGCCGCCAUCAUAUCACGCAAAUUGGAGGAGCAUAAACUGUUCUUUGCCGAUUUGCCUCGCAUCAUUGCCAUGUUCGACAACGCCAAGCGUUCGCCUUUGGCCCAACAAGUGCCUUUGGAACAGUUGCGCAACAUGGAGAAACGUUUGCAGGAUGUGGGCCCACGGGCCAGUGAACGUAGAAUCAGAUUGAAGUUCUUGGAACACAAGUGCUGUUUGGUGGCCUUCUUGAAUCUGGUCGAGAACAAGAUGAAGGGAUGGACCGGUAAAUAUGGUACCGAAGACAAAGUGGCCCUUCAACUGGAACAGUACAAGAACUUUGUGUCGCGCAACAAGAUUUUCCAAGAAUUCCAAAAGGCUUUUGUCGACAUGCAACAAGUGGUUGACGAAUACAAACGUGACGGCAACGUGUCUCGCAAAGAGACCAUUGACAUUGAUCGUUUCAUGUAUGAGACCGAGGAACGAUGGAAGCGUGUCUCCAUGGAGUUGAAAUGUUGUCAGAACUCCUUGGAGGAAGUGGUCAAUUGCUGGAAGACAUGGCAUCAAUUGGCACCCAACUGCGAAGAGUGGCUACGUGUGGCCGAGCAAAAGGCCAUGCAAUCGGAAGAUGAGAAAUUGGAAUUCUUCCAAGACAUUUCCGUGUGGAAGGAUAAGUUCGAUGCUCUUGCCAAUGCUGCCAACUACUUGAUUGCUUCUUGCGAAGAGCCCAUAGCUCAAAAUCUGAGACAGCAUCAUGGCAUGUUGUCCGAGCGCUUUGAACGCCUCUUUGCCAAUACCAAGAAAUACAUGCAUGCCGGUGACAUCAUCCGAGCUCGCCAGGAAUACAAAUCUGGCAUCGAACUUUCGCAAUGGUUGCGUUAUGCCGAAAGCGUCUUAAACCAAAAACAACAAUUGGGAGACAGCGAAGCCAUUCGCAAAUAUGGCGAUGAAUUACAAAAACUGGCCUCCGAAAUAGACGACAAUGAGGAAUUGUUCAAGACCAUCAGCCGCAACAUUCAAGGCAUGAUCCAAGAUCUGUCGCGUGAAGAGGUCGACAACAUGAUGAAGACCCUGAAACAAGAGAAGGAAGCUUUGGUGCGCAUUAGAGCCCAAAUUCCCAGCAAGCUGCAUUUGAUCCAUCAAUUGCUUAUCCAACAGGAGUCUUUGGAAGCCGGCCAAAAGGAAAUCCAUCAAUGGCUGAACGAAGCCGAGUCGUUGCUUGGCACCCACAGCUUGGCCGGUGGACGUGACAAGAUCAAUGAAGAGCUCACCAAACACAAGACAUUCUUCUCGCGUACCGUCUACUACCGAUCUAUGCUGGAAAGCAAGAACAAAGUCUUCCAAAAUCUGCUGAGGAAUGUAGUCCAGGAUGAGAACAUUGAUACCACACAAGCCCAACACAACAUGCAACAGUUGAAUGACCGCUUCAACUACGUCAUCAACAAUUCGCAACAAUGGGAGCAGCGCUUGACGGAUUCCCUGAACAGCUGGAACCGUUACAAGGACAAUGAGAGAGUGGUUACGGAAUGGUUGACCCAGGCCGAAACUAUAAUCAUUGAGAAGCACAUCGAGACCAAGACCACCAUUGAAACGCAGAAGUACUUCUUUGAAAAUGUCAAUCAAAGAUGGAUGCCCGAUUUGGUAGACUCUGCUCAAGAACUGUUGAAAACCCUGCCCACUCAGGAACAAAAGCCAGUUGUGGAUUCAGUUGAACAACUGCAGAACCGCUGGCAAAAUGUUUUGGGUCAGGCUCCUCUGCAUCUAAUGAAGCUGGAAUUCCGUUCGGAUGAGCAGGCCUUCCAACAGACCAUGCAAGAGGUUGAAAAGGAAUUGAAUUUGGAAGAACAGGCUCUCAAUCGUAAUGAGGAUGUUGAUUCCAUUUUGAAACGUAAUCAGCAAUACUUCCUUCAAUCUGGCUGCUUGCCUCGUUUGGAGAAGUCCUUGCAGAACAUGCACCGCUUGGGCCAGGCUUACAAGCAGCAAAAACCAGGUGAUAGCAGUCUCGAGGAUGCCUACAAGAACGCCCACUCUCAAUACACCCACCUGACCAACAAGAUUGCCUCAAUGCGCGAAACCUUACAGCAAAUCCCCGCCCAAUGGGAAUCCUAUCACGACAAAUUCACCGAAAUGGUGGAAUGGAUGGACACCGUGGACAAGAGUUUGAAGAAUAUUGUCAACGAGGUCAACAGCAUGGAAGAGUUCGAGAAGGAAAAAGUCGUAUUCCAGAAAAUCUGCCAAGAAGCCGACAAUAAACGUGAAGAUAUGAAGUGGUUGGUCAAGACUUUGGAUCACCUACUCAGCUAUGCCACCGAAGACGAGGCCAAUGCCGAACAAAAGAAGUUGGAAGACUUGAUUGCUCGUUACAAGAACCUCAUACCAACCAUUGAGAUCACCAUGGUUAAGACGGAGGUGUUCUCCAAAUGCUACACCUACCGUCGUGAGGUUCACGAAGUCGUGUGCCUUCUUAGCAAAGUUAAGGAGCAGGCAGCCAGCAUACCACCACCCGACAGCCUGGAGCGUGUCAACAAACUAAUUGAGGAGCAGCAAUAUGCCAUCAAUCAAUUGGAUCAUCAACGUCCUCACAUUAUGUCCAUGUUGCAGAGAGGUCGUGACUUGAGCAAGGAUGUGCAUGCACCAUCCUUUGUCCAGGUCGAAGUUAAGAACUUGGAAACCGGCUGGAAUGAGGCCUACACUGAAACUUCCGACAAGUUGCAAGCCCUGAAGGGUACCCAAGCUGUUUGGAAUGACUUUUCCGAUCAGAAGGCCGAAAUUUGCCAUCUUCUGCAAAUGGCCGAAACCGAAUUGCGUGCCCUCACUCCUUUGCAAACGGAUCCUAAGAAUGUAAGCCAAGAUUUGAAGGCUAAACGUGAACUGAAUGCCCAGUUGCAACAAGCCUCGCAUCAACUGCUGCCCAAGUUACAUGCCUUGAAGGCUGAGUUGGCUCCCUUGGCUGCAGCUGAGAAGAGACCCAUCCUGGAGAAGGAAGUAACCGAAGUCGAAAAGAUGUUCUUCAACACCAUGGAACAUGUCAAGGACCGUGUUGGCUACCUAGAAGAUUACAGCGCCAAAUGGAAUAACUACAAGUCACGCUUGGCUGCUCUGCAAGAAUGGGCCAAUAAGGUAGCGCCCAAGGCCAUUGAAGCUUUGCAUUCGGAGGACUUGACACCCGAGGAACGUGUGAUGAAGGUCAACGCUUUCAAGACUGUCUUGGGUGACCGCAUGAAAGAAUUGGACAUCCUGGCUGCCGAUGCUUCCGAAUUGGCGCCCAAGGAGGGCAAUAUUGCUGAAGCGAAACGCCUCAAGGGAGAGAUCACCAAACUGCAGGAAGUACUCAGUGCCAUUAAUCGCAACGUGGAUCACCAAGCCCAGGCCGUCAAGGAAGAUCUUGUCAAUUGGCAACAAUUCCAGACUGGCCUGCAGCACCUGAAGCCCAUCGUGGAGGAAUGCGAAAUCAAGGUAAAUAACAUAGUCCCUAAGCCAUUGUCCCUUGAAGAAGCUGUUGCUCUGCAACAGAAUGCCUUACAAUUUGAAAAUCAUUGCUUGGAGCAAUUAGACCGUCUCCAAGGCAUCUCAAACAUUACACACAAAAUGUUAUAAACCAAUGCCCCCGAUGAAGUAGAUGCCAUGCAUUCCCGUUGGACGUCCGUGCAUGAGAAUGCCAAACAGGCUAGUGCUAAGUUAGAAAAACUCGUCGCCAACUGGAAAUCGUUUGAAAAUGAAGCGGGUAAAUUGGAGGAUUGGGUGGAGAAGGGCGAACAAAUGGUAGCCCGUAAACCCAGCAUCCUCAAUACGCCGCACAUUGAUAAGUUGGAGAACGAAUUGGUUCGUCUCAAGUCGUUCAACAAUGAAAUAUCCGAACAACAAGCCAAACUCGUGGCCCUCGGUCAGGCUGCCGAUCAAAUUAGCUUACAUUUAGCUCCCGAAGGAGCAGUUGCCGUAAAAGACCGCGUAACUGGUUUGAAGGGCAAGCUGCAAAAGCUUUCCGAAGCCACUCGCGCCAACAUCAAUGAAAUCUCCGAUGCCAUUAUUGCCCGUCAAGAUUUCAACGCUAAAAUGGUUAACUUCUCCAAUUGGAUGGACUCUCUGAGGUCCCAAGUCGCCCAAGUGGAAGAAAUCAAUCCGGAACGUGUCGAGACAAGUUUGCAUGUCAUCCAUGCCCUGUUGCAGGAGCAUAACGACAAGAAACCUGCCUUCAAUGCCAUCUACGACGAAGUUAAGCAAUUGUCCCUUGCCGCCUCCCCCGAGGAGAGCAAGAGCCUCAACGAAGCCUAUUCCGCCUUGGUGGUUAACUAUCAAAAUCUCGAAACCAACAUGCAACAAAAGAAGUCCUGCUUAGAAAAGUGGACGGAACUGUUGAAUUGGAAACAUGAGACCGAAAACCACUUGAACUACAUCAAACAUCAAAUCGAGAAGCCCGAUGCUCCGCAAUCGCAGGACUUGAAUAAGAUAAUGUCCGAAAUAGAAACUAUUGCCAAAACAGUGCCUUAUUGGAAGACUCAAGCCAAGGAAAUCGAUGAGAAUCCUGUCAUCCAUCUCAAGGAUGCUCUGACCCGCAAACCAUACAUUGCCACCCAGAUUGUGAACGAUGUUGAAAACAAACUGGAAAAUCUGCAACUGCGCACGCAAAAUCAAAAGCAACAAAUCGAACAAAUGCAAGUCCGCAAGGAUAAAUUCCACAACUUGGAGAAUAAUUUAGGCCAAGCCUUACAGGACAACAGAGCCAAAUUGGCUGACAUCUUGAAACGCAAGCCGAACUUGGAUAAUAUUGAUCAAAUCAUCUGCGACUUGGUAGCACUGAAUGAUGCCCUCAAGGUCCAAUCGGACUUGAAGAAUCGCAUUCACGACGAGGGCAAUCAACUGAUGCGCGAAGACAUCGCCAGUAUGCCAGCCAUUCAGGAGACUCUCCUGCAUUUGGACAAGGACUAUGACUCCUUGCAAGGCGAAAUUGCCGAACGUAUUCAGAAAUACCAAUUGAUCUCGCAGGCCUUGAGAGAAUUCGCCGACUGCAAGAAUAAGUUCAGCCAAGAGCUGAAGAAGGCCCAAGAUUUGUAUCACUCGAUCCCACAACAACCCAGAGACGAGGUUGAAUUGCAUCAAGCCUCUGAAAAGACUCGCAAAACCAUGGAUCAAGUCCGCAAGUCGAAGGUGGUGCUCGAUGAGUUGGACCGCAAGGUGGCCAAUGUCGGAAAGUUGUUCGACAACAUUGGCGAGGUCAUGCCCCAAGAUAUACCCAAAGACUUUGCCGAAGCCAAACAGAAGUGGCAGGAGUUGCACGACAAGACCGUUAAGAAUGCCCACAUGUAUGAGACUGAAGCGAUUAUUUGGUCUCAAAUCGAGGACGCCAAGAAGGAUCUCGUACCAUGGUUGACAGAGACUAACCAGGUGUGUGACGCCGCCGAUAACAGCAUGGAAAUCGAAUUUGCCCCCAUGCGUCUCACGAAAUAUCGCUCUGAGUUGCCCUCAUACCAGGCCCUGAAGGAUACCAUUGCAGAAAAAUCCGCCGAACUUCUCAAGAUCAACAACAACGUUGAAAUACCUGCCUUAACCGCACUCAAUGAACUUUUGAAUGCCCAAUUCCAAGAGGUCGAGUCCAAUGCGGAACGUUUGAACAGCAUUACAGCCCAGUUCAACGAUCAGGAACAGGAGUUGCGUAAAAACAUCAAACAAGCCGGUGAAAAUGUGGCCAAGCUCAGGGAACAGCUCAUCAAGUGCGACGAUAUGUCCGGCGACAAUGCCAAGAUACUGGAACGUCUACAACAGUGUAGAGCUUUGCAAGGCCAGCUAGGUCAAACCGGCAACGAUAUUGACAAUAUCAAGCAGAAGGUCGAAGAGCUGCGCAUCCUCUAUCCCACUUUCAGUGAAUCCAUAAUUCCCAAGGAGCUGAACAAUGUCCAAAAGAGAUACGAGGGCGUAGAAGUCUAUGCCAAGAAAAUCGAAAACUCUCUGCUGCAAUUCCUGAAGAAGUUCCAUGCCGAUCGCGUCAACAUGUUGAAGCGCAUCAUUCAAACGCAAAAGGAGAAGGUGAAUUGGUGCCAACCCGAAAGCACUUCGGACAAAUACAAUUUGGAUGUGAAGAAAUCGUCGCUUCAAGAAGUUAGCAAAGCUUUGGACGACUGCACGAAGCGUCAGGCAGACAUUGCCAAUUCCCUAGAAAUGUUGAAAGCCAUUGAAACGCCACAAAAUAUGGCCGAACUUAUCAAGGACUCAGAACGUCUGAAUGGCGAGAUGAGCGAUCUACAAAAGGCUUUCGAUCAAAUUAAAAACAUCCUCGAUGAGAAUGUCGAUCUGUGGACUCAGUACGAGAAAUCCAAUGAGGAACUCAACUCUUGGCUACGAGACAUUGAGGGUCGCAUUAAGGCCGAGACAAGCAAUCAAAUCGACCUGACAAAUAUUCCACAGAAGAUGGAGGAAUUGAUGCUACUGAAGCAGGACAUUGACAAUCACGAGCCGGUGAUUAACAAUCUGGAGAAGACCUCCCAGCAGUUGAUUAACAAGAACCCAGAAGCCCGCAUAGGUCAAUUUGUGACGCACUUAGUGCAACGCUACCAGACUGUGGGCAAGGGAUUGCAACAAUACAUGGACAAAUUGAAGGACGCCUCGAAGGCCAAUGACGAAUACAAUCGUGCUCUCAACGAAGCCACCGAAUGGUUGGGCGAAGCCAAGAUUGAAUUCCAAGAAUUGGCUAGAAUGGGUUCUCCCGGCUCGUCAUCAGCCACUGCACAACAAUUGCAGACCAUUAAGAAUUAUCUGAACACAUUCGACAAUGGUCAAGUGAUCCUCAACAAUGUUGUCGACCUGGGAGAGUCGUUGUAUCCCACUGUGACACCCGAGAACAGGGAAAAGAUUCGUGCUCAGCUAAGAAAUCUAAGAGAAAACUUCGACUAUUUGAGAGACGAAGCCAAUGCUCUCUUGCAACAGGUCGAAGGUGUCCUCAUUCAAAAGACCACAAUUGAGGAAAGCUAUGCCCAAGUUUCGCAUUAUCUCAACGAGUCCAAGGCCAAGGUCCUCAAGGCUGACGAACUCUAUCCCACACUGGCGGCCAAGAAAGCUGCUCUGCAAAAUUACAAGAUCCAAUUGCAAGAGGCCACCCUGCACAAGAAUGCUUUGAAACAAUUGCAGGAACGUGCUGUGGCUCUUUGCGAUGAUGAAUCGGAACGCAAGACCGAAGAGUCCAUAAACGAAUACACCGACCUGGCCAAGAAAAUUACCGACCGCAUCAAUGUCGUCACCAAUCAAGUGGCCAAACACGAAGCCUACGACCAGGUAUUGGAAAAGGCACAAGAUUGGCUGAACACAAUUAAAUCGGAAGCCAUAGAUAUUCUGAAUGAGACCACUUUCGAAAAGGAAGGAGCCGAAGAGAAGCUUCAGGUCGUAGAAAAUCUGUUGCAGCACAAACCUGAAGGUGACACCAUUUUCGAAACUUGCCAGCAACUUCUGAACACCGUCCUAUCCCAGACUCAUCCCUCUGGCCAUCCGGCUUUAUUGAAGAGCUUCCAGGAACCCAAACAGGCCUGGGAUGACUUCAUGAUGUUGUGCCAAGACUCGCAAGUCAAACUUAGACAGCUCUGCUCGAAAUGGGAUGAGUUCGAGACGGUGAUUGAUGAACUGGACAAUUGGAUGAAGAAUGUCGAGGCCAUUGUUAAGAAUCAAUCGCUGAAGAACACUGCCGAGGCCAAGAAGGCUCAUCUCCAACAGUUGCUCGACAUCUCGAAGGAUAUUGAGAAGCGUGCCAAAUCCAUCAAUGACUUGAUGGAUCAAGGCCGUGAAAUUGAGGGCGAAACAGAUUUGAAUCUGAAACUGUCCCGCCUCAAUACCAGAUAUCAAACUUUGAAAAAUCUCUGCAAGGAAUCGGUGGCCAAAUACCAGAACUAUGUAAAGGAUCACGAAGCCUUCGAUCAAGAUUAUGAGAAAUUCAAAAAGGAUUUACAAUCCUGCAUUGAUGAGUUGGAGAAGAACAAGGACAUCGUUGGCGACCAAGCCAUUCUGCAAGAGCGCCAAAAUAAAUUGCGCGACAUGUCCGACAAGCGUAUCAAUGACAGCACUGCCUUUGAGAAUCUCAUCGAUCGUGGUGAGAAACUCUAUGGCCACACUAGUCCCGAUGGUCGUGAAAUCAUCAGACAACAGCUCCGAAAUCUACGCACCAUGUGGGACAAUUACACCGAUGACUUGAAUCAAGCCUCCCAAAAGAUUGACCACUGCCUGUUGCAAUUCAAUGACUUCUCCAUUGCCCAGGAUCAGUUGACCAAGUGGCUCAAGGAUGUCGAUAAGGCCAUGCAAUCGCACACCGAACCCAAGACCACUCUGCAGGAGAAACGUGCCCAAUUGCAGAACCACAAGUUGUUGCACCAGGAAAUCACCACCCACAAUGUGUUGGUGGACAACGUGUGCGACAAGGCCCAAGUCCUGGUCGAUCAAAUCAAGGACAAUUCCCUGAAUGUUUAUUUGCAAUCGAUCAAGCAACUCUUCAACAACAUUGUCCAGAAGUCGGAGGAGAUCUUGAAUAACCUGGACGAUUGUGUGCAAAAACACAAUGAGCUGAACAACCAAAUUGCGGCUGCCAAAUCCUGGAUUUCGGGUGAAAAGGCCAAGCUGCUGGAGUGCGAUGAUGCCUAUGGAGAAAAAUCCGAUAUCAAACGCAAAAUUGAGACCCUCCAGAGUUUGUCUCAGAAUAAACCACAAGCCAUGAAACUAGUAUCCGACAUUCGAGAGCAAUUCGAAAAGGUGAAACCAUCGACCUCCGAGAAGGGAGUCGAUGUCCUCGACAAGGAAAUCAACGAACUGGAGGUGACCAUUAAAUCUCACUUCGAUGAUAUCGAAGGUAUUGAGGGCAAACAAAAGGACGUUCUUCAGCAAUGGCAGAACUUUGAGGAAAAAUUGGAAGAGCUCACAAAAUGGUGUCGCGCUGCCGAGGCUGUGUUCCGCGAACAACAACUGCAAUCCACCCUGCACGAAAAGGUUGAACAACUGGAGAAAUACAAGAUUCAACGCGAUCUGAUUCUGCAAAAGGAGAAGGAGAUCGAUGCCUUUGCCGAUGCGGCCCAUGCUUUGCUGAACAAUUGCGGAGCCGAGCGUUUGAAGACGUUGACUUCUCAAAUCACCAACCGCUAUCAGUUGCUGCAAGUGCUCAGCAAGGAAGUCGUGAACCGCUGGUCCAACCUUGAUGACCAUCAAUUCUAUCAGGACAAAUACAAUGAGGUUGACCUCUGGUUGGAACCCAUCGAAAAGCAAUUGCAAAAUGCCGAAAAGGAAGAUGCAUCCCAAGUGUCGAACAUCCUUCCCAUUCUACUGUCGGAGAGGGAACAAGCCGACACCUUGUUUGCCGCUCUCAAUGCUGCCGGUGAAAAGGCCUUGCCCGAAACUUCCACCCAAGGUCGCGAGAAAUUGCGCAAGGAAAUGCGUGAUAUUCGCGAUCGCUGGGACAAAUUGGACGAAGGUAUUCGCAACUUGCAAAAGAAACAGGAAGCCCAGACAGUUCAACUCUCCAGCUACCAAGACAUACUUGGCCAAGUGGUCAAUUGGUUGGAUCAAGUUGAGAAGGCAGUGCAGAAUGAGAAUCCCUCAACCUGGACCAGUGCCCAGGAGAUCCGCUCAAAGCUCUAUAAAUUCAAGACCACCCAGCAGGAUAUCAAUUCGCAUAAGCGUAUAGUUGAGGCUGUAAAUGAAAAGGCCGGAUUGUUGCAGAGUUCCGCUUUGCCAGCCAAUGCCGCUGAAAUCAAGCAGGCUGUCGAGAAGGUGAACCAGAGAUACGACAAAGUCUCUGCCGAUUGCAACAAUUUACUGCAACAGCUGGAGGAAGCCUUCGACGUAUAUCAACAGUUCAGUGAAUUGCAAAAGGCCCAACAGGACUACCAGAAGAACCUUUGGGAUCGUUUGACCGGCUACUCUGACUAUUCGGGUAACAAACCAGCCUUGCAGGCUCGCCUGAAUAAGGUCAGCGAGAUUAUGGAUUCCCUACCUGAAGGCUUGCAAAAACUACAGAUUCUGUCCGAUCACAUUGACAACAACACCAAGGUCUUGCCAGCUCGUUCCAAGGAGGCGAUGACCCGCGAUCUCAGCAACUUGCGUGCUGACUUUGAGAAGUUCUCAGCUGCUCUGACUGAUGUUAAGAGCGGUCUAGAAAGUCGCCUGCAACAAUGGAAUGACUAUGAGGUCAAUUUGGAUCAGCUAAUCUCAUGGCUGGGCGAAUCGGAAAAUGCCCUGAAGAACUAUAAUCCCAAGGCCACUUUGGAAGAGAAGGAAGAACAGCUGAACAAAUUCCAGAGUCUUAACCACAAUUUGCGCCAAAAGGAAGUAGAGUUCGAGAAAAUCAAGGACGACUCCUCCGAGUUGAUCCAAAGUUCGGGCGAAACUCGUAUUGCUGUCAACGUGCAACAGGUUACGUCGCGAUUCCAAUCUAUCCAGACCACCACAAAGGAGAUUUUGAAGAAGUGCGAACAGGCUGUUCAAGAUCACCAGAUGUUCAACGAAAAGUACAAGCAAUGUUCCGAUUGGUUGGCCAGUGCCCAAGCCAAAUACGACGAUAGUAGCGAUUUAAGCCAGGUCGGCUCCCGCGAUGAUUUGCUCAAGAAACAAAUUGCUGUCCAGGAACUUUUGGCUCAACAGCCUUCUGCCACUUUGCUGCUUAACAAUACCAUUGAGUGCGGCGAGAAGUGCUACCCAUCAACAGCCACCGAAGGACGCGAAGCCAUACGAUCGCAACUGGAAGAAUUGCAACAAACGUUCGAUCAACUCUUCGACAACAUCACCAGCAACAGCCGCAAGAUCCAAGACAAAAUGUCUAAAUGGUCCGGUUUCGACGAAAUCGCCGAAAAACUCAAGAGCUGGUUGGCCGAAAUUGAAAAGGCAGUACCCGGCGAAAUUGAACUCAAGACCACCUUGGAUGAAAAACGGGCCAAGUUGCAGAAUUACCGCGACUCUCUGAACGACAUACAGAAUCACCAAGCGGAAAUUGGCAAUCUGCAAGAAAUCGCCGCCAAUUUGCCCGAGAAGACGGAGCAUGUCGAAGCGGCCACCAAAGAAAUUGUGGACCGCUACAACAAAGUCCAGAAGAGAGCCCAGCAAUAUGUGGAGAACUACGAACGCAUUGUAAGUGCCCACCAGCAGUACUGCAAGGCCGUUAUGGAUGCCCAGGAAUUCAUCGAAUCAACCCAUUCCACCAUUGACUAUUGGGGAGAUUUGGACUUGGAACAGGUAUCUCUGCACACCAACUUGGAUCGCUUGAAGAAUUUGAAGGCCAGUUUGGCCGAUGAAUUCCCCCGCGUGGAUCAAGUUAGAUCUCUGGGUGAGAAGGUAAUUCCCGGCACCGUAGACGCCGGUCAAGUGAAUAUCAAGACCCAAAUCGACAACACCCAACAGGAGUGGGAGGGUUUGAUUGCCGAACUUAAUUCCACCAUAGAAGCCAUCGAGUUGCGUCUCCAACAGUGGUCCGACUACGAACAGUUGCGUGACCAAUGCUUGGCCUGGAUUAGAGACUGUGACAAUAAGUUGCACUCCAUCGACUUGAAACCAAACUUGGGCGAAAAGAAAUCUCAAUUGGAGGAGUUGAAGAAUUUGCAAGGCGAGGUCAGAGCCAAGGAAUUGGAAAUUGACAAUGUCUCCGAAAAGGCUCAGCUGCUGAUGAAGGGUCCCUCGGCAUCACGUAGCUCUGGACCUGAAUUGGUCACGAAAUACCAACAGCUCUUCCACAAAGUGAAGGAACUUAACAAUCGUUGGCAACAGUAUGUCACUACCCAUCAAGACUUUGAGAAUAGCAUUUCGGAAUGCACCUCCUGGAUAAAUGGCAUUAAGGAAAAACUCGACUACUGCUCCGACAUGAGCUCGAUGAGUCAAAAAGAAUUGGACAAGAAAUUGGCUACCAUCCAAGAUAUCAUCCUCAUGAAAGACGAAGGUUCUGCCAAGGUGCUCAGCAUCGUGGAAAUGGCUCAAAACGUUUUGGCCAACACGGCGCCCAACGGUCACGACGCCAUUAACAAAGAAUUGGCGGACUUGCAAGAAUUAUGGUCGGCAAUUGCCCUGCGCAUCGUUGAUGUCAAGGCUCAGCUGGAUGAUUCCAUAACGCAAUGGUCUGGUUUCCUGGAGCAGGUACAAAAUGUUUCGAAAUUCAACGAUUGGUUGGAUAACACAUUGAAGGAGCUCUCCGAACUACAAGCCACCAUGCCUGAGAAGAGAGCACAACUGGAUCGGGUCAAGACAACUGAGGAAAAGGUGCGUGUCGAGAAGAUCGACGUCGAUGCACUUAAGUCGCAGGCCAAGGAUAUGAUUGCCAGUGGCCAGCAAAGUCAGUCGGCCUUCCAGGCCCAAAAGGUUUUGGACCGAUUCGACGAAUUGGCGGCCAAGUCGCAGAAAUUGCUGUCCGAAAGACAAGAUCAGUAUCGCGAUCACAGGUUGUACAAAGAGGCCUAUGAUGAUUUGGUAAGCUGGAUUAGCAGGGCCCGCGAGAAGUUCCCCUCGUUGAAGCAAAGCUCACUGAGCGAUAAACUGGCCAUAGAAAAUGCUGUACAGGCCACCGAAAAUAUGCUGAACAAACAGGCCCAAGGUGAGUUGUUGGUUGAACACCUGACGCACACUGGUGAAGUGGUGCUGGCCAGCACAUCUCCACAAGGUCAGGAAAUCAUACGCAAUGAUAUCCGCUCUUUGCGUGACAGUUUCGAAAGUCUGUUCCGCGACAUUAACUCGCAAAAGGAGAACCUUGAAGAAACUAUGUCGCAGUGGCGUACCUAUAAGGAGGAGUACGAGCGCCUCAUUGAGUGGCUCCAACAAAUCGAUGUUUUGGUCAAGAACCAUAAACUCAACCUUAUGCCCAACUUGCCGGAAAAAGAAAAACAGGUGGCUGAUAUGCGCGACAUCAUGAAACGGUUAGAAAAGGGCAAGGACGACAUUGAGAAAUUCAAUAAAUCCGCAGCAGACCUACUAAAAUCCCACCUCGAUACGUAUGUCAACAAUCAGUUGAGACAUUUGAACUCAGUCUAUCAGGUGCAGGUCAACCUGGCUAAGGAUGUCCUCAAGAAGGUCGAAACCAAUUGCGAACAACACCGUGAAUUCAAUGGCAACAUGAAAGCGGCCCAUGCUUGGAUCGAAAACGCCAAGGAAGUCAUUCGUGAAUGUAGCGAAUCUUCAAGUGCCGGAUCGAAGGAGCUUUUGGAGAAGCGCUUGGAAAAGAUUCAGGAACUUAUACGCAACCGUGAGGUGGGUCAGAAUCUUGUCCACACCGCCAUUAACAAUGGCGAGAAGGUGGUGCGCAACACUCGCUCCGAUGGCCGCGAUGCUAUCAACAGUGAAAUGAAGGAUUUGCAAAACGACUGGGACCGCCUGGUCAAGAAAAUGUCCACGGCCAAGGUGCAAUUGGAAACGAAUCUCUUGCAAUGGGCCGAUUACAGUUCCAGCUAUUCCCAGCUGCAACAAUGGAUUCAAGAUCGCGAGGCCAAGUUGCAACAGGCUUGUGAGCAGAAGAUUACAAAGUCCAAGGGCCAACCACGCUUGAGCAGUGGUUUGAGCGAACGCAAGGCCAACUUGAGACAGACCAACAACAUUGUCCAGGAUAUAGUCUCCUUUGAACCCAUGAUUCAAUCUGUCACCUGCAAGGCUUCCGAUUUGCAACAGGGAGCUCCAGCUUCGGAAAUUUCCAGCAAAUAUGAAACCCUUACCAAGCAGGCCAAGGAUCUGUACGAAAAGCAAAAGAAUACUAUCGAUCAAUACCAGGCUUUAAUUGAUGCCGGCAAUGACUUCGCCACAUGGUUGCGCAACGCCAAGGAGCGCCUCAGCAAAUGUUCCGAACCCACUGGCGAUAAGCAGGCCUUGGCUGAGAAAACUCAUCAGCUUAAGAUUUUGCAAGGUGAAGUACCCGAAGGUCAAAAGAAAUUGGAAGCUGCCUUGGAACAAGGUGAAAUCGCUUGUCGCAGUGCCGAGCCCGAAGAUCGUGAGAUCAUUGAACAAGAGGUGGCUCUCUUGCAGGAAGAAUUCGAUGCCUACGUGGACAAUCUUAAGAAGACCAAAGACUAUUUGGAAAUGGGCAUUGUCAAGUGGUCCGACUAUCAAGACCAAUAUACCGAGGCUUUGGAUUGGUUGACCAAAACCGAGGUUUUGGUUCAAUCCUACAACAAAUUGCAGGAGAACCUGAUUCAAAAGAAGGUCGUAUUGGAGGAGUUCCAAGGACACUUGCAGACUCUGUUCGACUGGCAGAAGACUUUGGAUCACUUGAACAUGAAGGCACAAAUGCUGUUGGAGACUUGCUCCGACACCCGCAUCAGUAAUGCCGUUAUGCAACUGACCACCAAAUACAACGCGCUGUUGACUUUGGCCAAGGAAGUGAUGCGUCGUCUUGAGAUGCACUAUCAAGAACACCAACAACAUCACACCCUCUACGAAGAGUGUCAGUCAUGGAUUGAGCAGACCCGUGAGAAGUUGCAGAAAUGCGAGGUCAUACCGGGUACUUUGAGUGAGGUCCAAGCCAAAUUGAAUACCGUAAAGAAUCUGAGACAAGGUUUCGAAUCGGGUCAAAAUAAAUUGCGCUACUUGAUGGAAUUGAAGGAAAAGGUUAUUAUGAAUACCGAGCCCACUGGAGCCGCCAAGGUUCAAGAGGACACUGAUGCCUUGAAACAGGACUAUGACGAUUUGCUGACACAAAUGAAUGAUGUCAAGCAGAAGUUGAUGAACCGGUUGGCUCAGCUGGAAGAAAUCUUCAAAUUGUACAAACUUCUGCAAGAAUGGCUGGAGGAUGUUGAGCCUAGUCUCAAGACCACCGGUGAGUUCCUCAACGAUUUGAGUGAGAAGAGAGCCGCUCUGGAGAAGUUCAGAGCCAUACAGAGAGAUUUCAAUGGCCACAGCGACAUCGUCGAGAAAAUCAAUAAACGUCUGAAUGAAGACAACUCUUUGGAUCGCAACGAUUUCAAGCCUGGCAUGGAUAAGUUCGAUGAACUGCAAGCCAAGGUCAAUUCCAUCAUUGAAUCGCUGGAGAAUCAAGUAAACAAUCACGAUAAAUACAAGCAAGCCUUCAACGAGACCCAAGAAUGGUUGCGCAAGACUCGCAUGGACAUCGAGCAGUGCUCCGACUGUCAUGGCGAGAAGCAACAAGUCGAAGAUCGCAUUAACAAGCUGGGCGAAAUCGAUGCCACAAUGCUCGAGGGCAAGUCCUUGUUGGAGGCAUGCCAAGAACUUUCCCAGGCUGUCAUCAACACCAGCGGCAGCGAAGGCCAAGACACAGUGCAACAAGAGAUUAAACAUCUGAACUCCGAAUGGGAAGCCAUUCAAGUCAUGUCGCGCGAUGCUCGUUCCAACUUGGAGACAUGCCUGAAUGUAUGGUCGAGCUUCUUGCAGAAAUUCAAUAAGAUCAAUAAAUGGAUCGAAGACAUGACCAAGAGAGUCAAUCAAGCCAACGAAUCGGAAAAUAAGACCCCCGAAGAUUUGGUGAAUGCCAAGAAACUCUUGGAAGAAGUUGUCGCCGAAAAGGAUAAUGUCGAAGAACUGAAUGAUUCGUGUGAACUGCUGAUGGAGCACAGUGCUUGUUCCAGAGUUAGAGAUCAAACGGUUGACACCCAAGCCAACUACACCAAAUUGCUGACAUCCGCUCAAGGUUUGGUGGCUAAGAUCGAAAAGAACUUGUCGGAUCACACCGAAUUCUUGAACUAUAAAAACGAAAUGGAUGCUUGGAUCGAAAAGGCCCAACACAUUUUGGAUGGCUGCAACGGCGAGGGUGAUAUCCAACAAAUUACUCAGCAAAUUGAGACCGUUAAUUCUUUGUCAUCGCGUUUGCCCGAAGGCCAACAUCUUUUGGGCAUGGUUCAAGAUGCCUAUACCAAGGCAUCAAAUGUCCUGCCAGAAGAUAAACAAGAGAAAUUACGUGAUCUUAUGACAAAGGUGCGUGAGGAUUGGGACACAUUGGGUUUGGCUGUUAAACAGAAGUUGAUCGAUUUGAAACAAGCCCAAAAUCGCUGGUCCGACUUUUCUGCCAACAAAGAGAAGCUCGACAAAUGGUUGAGCGACAUGGAGCAGACCCUUAAGACUGUGCCAGAUACUAAGGGCGAACUUGGUGAGAUGAAGACCCAAUUAGAACGCUACAAGACUAUGCAGAACGACAUCAAGCUUAAGGGCUCAGAAUUGGAAAACCUAAUGUCCGAAGCCAAGGAACUGGGUGUUGAUUUGGAUGAUGUCCAUCGCCUGCAAGGUCGUUGGGAUAAGGUCAAGAACGAUUGCAACAAUCACAUCAAGGAAUUGGAAUCCGAAAUCAAUGACUACACCUCUUAUCAUCAAGCCUUGCAAGAUGUUGAGAAGUGGUUGUUGCAGAUUUCUUUCCAACUCAUGGCUCACAACUCGCUCUUUAUAUCGAAUCGCCAACAAACCCAAGAACAAAUCAAACAGCAUGAAGCAUUGCUGGAUGAAAUCCAGAAAUACCAAGCCAACAUUGAUGACCUCAAUGCCAAGGGUCAAAAUCAAAUAAAACGCUACGAACCUACCACACCUGCCAUUCGCGACACAGUCGAAUCCCAAUUGAAGAACAUUCAGGACAGCUACAAUUCCCUGCUCCAAACCUCCGUACAGAUACGCAAUCGCCUGCAAGAGUCCUUGGCUAAGUUCCAAGAGUACGAAGACACCUUGGACAGCAUUAUGCGUAAUUUGGAAGAAUAUGAACCGAUUAUUCAAACGGAAUUGGAUGCUCCAGCCACCACCUUGGAAAUGGCUCAGAAUCAAUUGAAGUGUGCCCAGAAUAUGCAAAACAAAUUGAAUCACGAAAAGUCACGUUUGGCCAGUGCCGUGCAGGCAUGCGAGGCAGCAACCGCAUCCAUCAGUCGCCCCAGUUCACCGCUGGAAACAGCUAUGCAAGUUAUUCCAGAGCGUGAAUUAAUUGUGCGCGCCAAGUUGGAAGAUCUGCUGGACCAGAUACCCAGUAAACAAACUCAAAACUCAACGCAAGACAACGAAGAUGAUCUGCUAGACGUUGAGAUUUCUGAAGUUAGUGAUACUUUACUGGACGCCGUUUCACAUGAACGUAUUCAGAGAUUCAAAACCAUAAUACGUUCCGAAAUAUAUAUUGUCCACACAUUGUAUGCUCUAAAGACUAAGGUUCAAUCCCACUUGGGUGGAUUGAUUGCCUCCGUUAGUGAAUUGGAGCAACAGCAGAAACAACGCGCCGAAUUGGGUGACUGGAUUAAGAAGCAACAGAGCUCGGUGACAGAUUGGUUAACCAGACCAUGCAAAUUGCGUCCCGAAGCCGCCAAACAGGAGUUGGUUGCCAUGAAUGACUUGUUGAAUUCCAUUGGAGUCAAGCGCUCCCAAUUGAUGUUGGAAAUGACUGGAUCACUUGCUGAAGAUGAUACAGAUCUCGAUGACAACAUUGACAAAUUGGAAUCAGCACUCAUGGAUGCCAUUGCCAAGAAACAAGCUGGCCAAAAUGUUAUCGACAACUAUCGCCAGGGCGUACAAGAUAUGCAGAAUUGGAUCGAUGGCUUGAUCAAGCGUAUGGAUGUUCUCGACAAGGGUUCCGGCUUGAAUUGUGCCCAAAAAAUGGCUGCCAUUUCCGAAAUUAAGAACGAAUACCAACAACAAGGUCCUCAAAAGCUCCAAGAACUAAAGAACAAGGCUGCCCAAGUGGCCGAAGUCAUCAGCAAUUUGGAUGGCCAACAGGUUGAGGAACAAAUGAAAUCAUUGGACCGCCGCUAUGCCGAUUUGGGCAAGCGUUUGGAUCGCAAGGCCCAAUUGUUGGAUGUGACCAAUAAGAGUGUUGGUGGUGUCAAGGGUGAAAUUGAUCAACUUCAAAACUGGGUCAAGGAUAAAAUCCAAGAACUACAAGCACCCACCACCUUGGGCUACGAACCUAAGGCCGCCGAGGCUAGACAGCAAGCUCUUAAGGCUCUAAUGAAAGAUGCCGAAGGUAAGCAGUCGUUGGCCGAUGCUCUGGAAAAGAGAAUUGCCAAUAUGCAGCCCGAAUUGGAACCUGCAGAAUAUGCCCAAUUGGAAUCGGCAUUGCGCAAUUUGAAUAGCGAACAAAAGAAUUUGUCGGGAGUAUUGAAAUCUGAAAUGGAGAAGGCUUUGGAUGCUGGCAAGGCUCGCAAAGCUCUGGAGAAUGAUCUGGAGAAGGCUCGUGCCUGGUUGAAAUCCAAGAUAUCCGAAGUUAGAAAAUUACCAGUCUAUCAUCCACUGACCUCGGCCGAAAUCGAAGUGAAACUGCAAGAGAACAAGAAAUAUGAUGACGAUGCCAAACAAUUCAGCGAUAGCGUGCUAAGCGAUGUCCAACGCCAGGCUGCAAAUAUAAUGAAGGAUUGUUCGGAUGCCGACAAGGCUGCCCUGCAAAAGAUUUUGGAUGAAAUUGAUGCCGACUACAAGACACUCAAGGAUGAAAGUGCCAAGCGAGGCAAGUCCUUGGCAGAUCUAUUGCAAGGUCGCAAGGCCUUUGAAGACGCCAAGAAGAAGAUGGGCGAUUGGCUCAAUGAAAUGGAAACUGCCACCGAAGGUGAACUGAGAACCUCAAGCCUUCCUGUGUUGGAAGAACAGCUGGCCCACUACAAGAAACUUAUGGAGAAUGCCGAUGGCAUGGGUGGUCUGAUGAACGACGUCAAUGAACAGGGUAAGAGCAUCGUGCCCACUCUAAGCAAUCCCGACAAGCUUAAGUUGAACGAGGAGCUGAAGAAUAUGAAGGACCGUUAUGGUAAGGUUAAGCAGUGUUUGGCCGACCGAGUUAACACCUUGGGUGAUCACAUCAAGAAAUAUAAGGAUGCCAAGUCUAAGCUUACCGAAUGCAUGGACUUCUUGAACACUGUCCAGCAACGUUUGCGCGAUCUUAAUAAGCCAGUUGGCUCCAAGAUUGAAGACGUCCAGGAGUUGUUGGGUGCCUACGAGAGCAUUCUCAAGGAAUUGAAGGACAGUAAACAGAAAAUGGGCGACAUGAAAGUUGAUGAUCUGCCAGAAUUGCAGAGCAUUUUGGCUCAACAGGAUGAUAUGAUUAAGCUCAUAGAAGAUCAAUUGGCCCAUUUGAGACAAUUGCUGUUGUUGCGCGAACAAUUCAUUGCCCUGAUCAAUGAGAUCAUCGCCUUCAUCAUGAAAUACACCGAUGUCAUUAUUGACAUUGAAAACGCUCCCGAUAGCUUGGAGGAGAAGAUCAACAAAUACGACGAUGUCAUUGCCAAGAUCCAGGAAUGUGAAGGUGUUUUGGCCUCCGCAACUGAUAAGGGUCAGAAGAUUGCCUCCGAAGGCACUGCUGCCGACAAGAACUCCAUUACCGAGCAGCUGCAGUCGUUGAAGAACCAAUUGGGUAAUCUGCGCAAGGCUGUCGAACAACAAAGACAGAAACAUCAAAUCCAAUUGGAACACCACAAGAAAAUGGCUGCUGAAUUGUCUGAAAUCCUCGACUGGUUGCACAACAACGAAGGCACAGUCAAAUCCAGACCUCUGCUCGAUCGCGAUCCCGAUAGUGUUGAGCGUGAACUGCAGAAACACAAGGAUCUCAGCUCUGAGGUACAAUCCUAUCUGGAUAAAUUCAAUAAAAUCAACAGUGGCAUUAAGAGCGAAGUUGGCAUGCCCAGCUCCCUUGUUGAAAUGUUGUCGGAAGGACGUUCGUUGGUAUCCUCAUUGCCACAGGAAUUGGAGGAGCGUGAGAAAUAUCUCAUUAAUAACCGCAAUUCCCGCCUGGACUACAUGAAAUUGGUAUCGCAAUUCAAGGAUUGGUUGCAUGAGGCCGAGGAUCGUUUGCAAGUUGGCAAACACGGCAUUGAUUAUGAGAAUCUGACACGUGAUCUGGAAGAGCACAAAGUGUUCUUCGGCAAUGAACAGCCCAUACGCAAUUUGGUGCACAAACAGAUUCAAGAUGCCGCCGACAAGAUAUGGCCAUCCCUCAAUAACUUUGAACAAACUGAGCUGUCUGCCGAACUGUCCCAAUUCCAGACAAAACUGACCAAUACCUUGGCCCAGGCUAAGACCCAACAGGGUGAGUUGGAAAAGGAGAACGAGUUGUGGCGUGAGUAUCAACAAUCAGUGGACCGUGUCAAGGCUACCAUUGAACGCUCGAAGUUCUCCGAUGAGCCAGUGCAGAAUUUGGCUGGUGUUCACUUCAACAUACAGAAAUUGACCCAUGCCAUUGGUAAUGUUCAGAGUCAAACAAGUGACAUCACUCUAGCCAAUCAACAAGCCCAAGGACUUUUGCGUCAAGCUGAUGCCCGCAAUCGUCAGCUGAUUGAGCAGGACAAUCUUGAAUUGAAUCGCUUGUGGCAGGACCUCAUUGCUUCGUUGGAGAAGAGGCGUGACAAUUUGCAAUCUGUCGCCGAUAAGUGGGACGAAUUCGAGAAUCGCUUAUUGAGCUGGGAAAAGGCCAUUGGACGUUUGUCGGAUAAAUUCCGCAAUGUCGACCCAGUGGUAAGAUCUCGUCGUCACUUGGAAGAUACAAAGCAUGCCAUCCAGGAAAUACUCAGCGAAUCGGAAGAACUUAAAUCAUCACAUAAAGAUAUUGAGGCGCUCUCAAAAUCAAUCGUCACAUUCCUUGGGGAAGUACACAAACCCUCGGCGGAGGCCCUACAGGCCAAAUUGGAUAACUUAGUGAAGCAGCAACAAGAAUUGAACGACUCUUUGCACGAUAAGGAUCGUCAGGUUGGUCGUGAUCUAGAAGAAAUCGAGACCAGCUUCCGUAAGAUCUCUACGCUACAAGACAAAUUCAACGCCUUUGAGGAAAUCCAGGGUGUUCAUGCAUUUGAUGAGAAUAUUGCCAAAAUCGAAAAACAACUGGAGAAUCUGGAUAGUGAAGUCAAGAAGACCGUCAAGGAAAGCCAAAGCCUAGUCAGUACAACCAAGGAGCUGUACUUGAAGAAGCAAAACCUCGUACCCAGUGAUAUUGAUCAAGAGUUUACCGCACUCGAGUUGUUAUCGGAACGUGUCCAGGGCAACAUGGAGUCGAAACAGAAGGAAUUCAAACGUGCCAAAACCGUACGCACAGACUAUCUUGCCGGCGUCGAUGAAAUACAGAAGUGGCUGAUGCAAGCCGAAGUAGAGGUGCAGGACCGCAGCCUGGCACCGGCACAGAUGAAGGAACUGUUGCACCGCAUCAAUCAGGAAAUCACCGGCAUCUACGCGUUCACAAUGGUUAAGACCAACGGCCAGCUGAUCAUUGACAAUUGCCGCAGCAGCGACGAAAAACUGCUGGUGCAGACCACAAUCGACCAGCUGGCCCAACAGCUGGGACAAGUGCGUUCCUGGCUGGAUGAGAAACAGCAAGUUGGUGAUAGUUUAGAUGCCUGGACCCGCUUUAUGAACCUGUACCAGAUAGUCAUGGCCUGGGUGGCCGAGAAACGUGUAUUCCUGGAACAAAGUAUUGAACUGAAGACCCUGCCCGAGGCCCGCAGUAAACUCAAUGAUUACGUGACGGCUGUGAAGAGUAUUAAACCCAUUGUAAAACACUUGAGCGAAAUGGACAAGGAAUUGGAACACAUAGGCCAGGUGACAACGGUUGGCGAUCUCAAGGACAAACUGCAAGAAGCCGAGGAUGCGAAGGUUGCUGUGGAAGCUGUAUUGCUAGAGAGGAACUCAUUGCUACAAGAAGCCUGCGAAGAAUGGGAUCAAUGUGAACGUAUUAAGGAUAUACGCAGCUGGAUAGAGAAAACCAAACAGUCUUUGGAAUCGCCCCCACAAAAAGAACCGCUGAGGGAUCAGUUGGGCUAUUGCGAGAAGACAAUGGCCGAUAUAAAUGUACAGAAGACCAAACUAAGACUGUCUAUUGAAAAGUUGGAGGUCCACUUUAAGAACGGCAUGGGUGGAGAUCCACGUCUGAGCGAAAAUGUUGAUGAUUUGUUAAAGGUUCUGGAUAGCUUGGCUGGUUUGGUGAAAACCACCAGUUCUGGCUUGGAAGAAACCCUGCAACAAAUCGAUGUAUAUCAACAGCAAAUGCAAACGUUGAGGCAAAAGAUAAUCCAAGAGGAACAACAGUUGAGGCUGGUCAUGGCACCCACAUAUCUGCCACAUGAUCGUGAGCGUGCACUGGCCGAGCAACAGGCGUGUCGAGAACGUGUCAAAAAUCUCCACUCGAAAAUAACCUCCCGAAAUGAGCGCAUAAAACUUAUGAUACAUCGUGGUACUCCAGAUGAAACCCUUCUAGAAUUAUAAACUUUGUAACUGUCCACCAUUGCCCACCACCCUUACCCGAACUAUAGGUUUAAGUCAUCCUUAUAUUUAAGCAGCCACCGCCACAUUGGGGGGAAUGGAGGGAAUGGCAAUGAGUGUUGAGUGUUUUUUUGUGUUUUCUCCCAAGCUAAAAACAAAGAGAUUUUCCUUUCCAAAAAUGUCUUUUAAAUAAAAAAAAAACAUUCCACCAAUUGUCAUUUCCCCCCUCCCCCAUAUAUCUAACAUAGUAUCUGAUAUUAUUUAUAGUUUAUAUUUUAUUAUUGCAAGGAACAUGACCCCUCAGAUCUGAAAAUCAAAAAAAAGAGAAGAGGAAAAAAUAAAUAAUAAAUGCCACAGAAU
Molecule: messenger RNA, 27124 nt
Organism: Musca domestica (house fly)
Lineage: Eukaryota; Metazoa; Arthropoda; Insecta; Diptera; Muscidae
Product: muscle-specific protein 300 kDa
Biological process (GO): nuclear migration
Cellular component (GO): meiotic nuclear membrane microtubule tethering complex; nuclear outer membrane; cytoplasm
Molecular function (GO): actin filament binding
Source: RefSeq, a predicted model, not a curated record